AUGUCAGCCAAUUCUGUCCUGCUCAUUGAUGGCACUUCUGAAAGUUCAAAACAAUAUGACAUGCAUCUUGUACCGUGCAGGAUUCGCACAACUGGUCAUACUAACGAGCUCGCAAACAACUUCAAAAAAGACGCUGAAGAGUCUGCAGAAGACAAUUCGCAAGUUGUUACCUAUAUAAGGGGUCGCAAAAUCAUUGGAAAGCCUCUGACGUGCUUGGACCGUUUCCAAACUGUUCUUUUGGAGCCCGAACAAGACCCUGAAACACCCAAUACCUACAAAGAAACUGCAAGAAUUGGCAUGGUGUUCAAUUACGAACGCGAAGGCAACGAGGCUCGCCUACAAGAAGAGAUAUCAAAGUUCGAGGAGCACCUUCAGCUUGCGGAUGUGAUCCAUGAUUAA
Messenger RNA from Lachancea thermotolerans CBS 6340, 399 nucleotides. Its product is annotated as KLTH0F03432p. Gene Ontology annotation, biological process: RNA catabolic process. NCBI's taxonomy places the organism in Eukaryota, Fungi, Ascomycota, Saccharomycetes, Saccharomycetales, Saccharomycetaceae. The transcript has a single exon. Bases 1 to 399 code for a protein of 132 amino acids. Gene Ontology annotation, cellular component: ribonuclease H2 complex. The record is from RefSeq and is a predicted model, not a curated record.